Molecule: messenger RNA, 4944 nt
Organism: Ostrea edulis (European flat oyster)
Lineage: Eukaryota; Metazoa; Mollusca; Bivalvia; Ostreida; Ostreidae
Product: mucin-17-like
Exons: 2
Coding region: 262-4764 (1500 amino acids)
Source: RefSeq, a predicted model, not a curated record
AAUAGAAACAAACGAAUGUCUGCGACGGACGUCCGGUUCUGGUCUGCAUUUUGACGACAUUGGAUGCAGUGGAGUAACUUUCUUUCCAGCCAGUUUAUGAACUUGGAAUAUAUUACAGAGAUUGAUUUAUGUAUGCAAUAGAUGAUAUACACAUCAUUGAACGAUUAAUCAACAGGAAAUCUGGAUAAAAUAACCUGUCGAUGAUCGCAGGUAGAUGUGCUAGCAGUUCGCCAUUUUCUGUGACUGAUUUUGGUGAGAGACAUGGAGUUUCUUUACCAGUGGCUGUGUUUGGUGUGUGCGUUGUUUCAAGCUUCUGGACAGAUCCUUUCGGGGAAAGCGCAUGGAACCACACGGCAGACAACACAACCAGGCAGGCUAAAUAGGCACGUGAAUACUGUUUCUCAAGGCACCAGCAGUAAAGUGCGUAUUCCUGAGACGAGACAAGCGGCACUGAUGGGUAAUAAAGGAUCCAGCCCUCAAAUGAUGACAAUGAUGCCAGGAUAUUUUCUCUCGAAAUUUCCCUCAACUCGAGCGACGAUGGCGCCUGGAAUUCAGAGAAGCAGUUUAGGAAGUCCACAUCCAUUUAAUACGAAUGAACCUCGACACGGAGUGGUAGGGUUCUUAAUGCAAACUACCCCUUCCCCGAGAUUAAAGAUGAUACAAUCCGUGAGUGCAAUUGUCAGAAAGGAAUUUGUUCCCCCAGCUCAAGAGAGAAUACCCAUAAAACGUUCAGAUCAGCCUUCGCAUUCAGUGACUGUUAACUCGCCUUUCCGACAGCUAGUAAAUUCACGUGGUACUGAAAUUUCACAAACACCCUCAUCCAAUACCCUGCAAAACGGACCGUUUUCCCCGCGAGGUUUUCCAGGAAGAGUGAAACAUACACAUGUUUAUAAUAAUUUACAAAACGCACGUAUUCAGCAACAGGGAAAGGAGCAUGCCCAUACUUCUCCGUCCAAUGUUUUACAAAAUGGUAAUAGUAACCAGCACUCAUUAUCAUCAAGAACAGGACCUCCGCGAACCCCACCUAAUGUUUCACAAAAUCUGCCUGUUCAACAGCACAUGUCAAGAGUAAAGGAUGUGAAAACUUCAUCUCGAAUUGUUCAAAAUCCUCAGCAUCAACCGUCACAAAAAAUGAAGCAUGUAAAAAUGUCAUUAUUUCAUGCCUUGCAAAGUCCUUCAUUUGCUCCCCAAAAUGCACCACAGAAUAGAAUUGACAAUGCACAAACUUCUGUUGUCUCACAUAACCAGCCUGCUUCCAAGAAUACUGUACCAAUAACUAAGAAGCAUGGUCAGACUGCUGUUAAAAUGCAAAAUCAAAGUGGCCAUCAGCUUUCAACACCCAUAAGAGCUGGACAUACGCAAACAUCAUCCAAUGUUGUACAGAAUCCGCCUGUUCUUCAACAUAUACCACCAAGAGCGCAAACGUUAACCAGUGUCUAUCAGAACCCAUCUAAUCUACGUCAUGUUUUACCACGAAAAAUUAAACAUACAAAUGAUCCUUUACAUUCAAUACCAACCCAUUCGCAACAACUAGUAAAUUCCCGUGGUACUGAAAUUUCGCAAACGUCCUCAUCUAAUAACGGACCGUUUUCCUCGCAAGGAUUUCUUGGAGGAGUGAAACAUACACAUGUAUCUAAUAAUUUACAAAACGCACGUAUUCAGCAAGAUGUUCAGCAACAGGGAAAGGAGCAUGUCCAUGCUUCUCCAUCCAAUGUUUUACAAAAUGGUGGUAGAAUCCACCACUCUUCAUCCUCGGGAAUAGAGCCUCCGCAAAACUUAUUAGAUUUUUUACAAAGUUUACCUACUGCACACCAGGUACCAGGAUUGAGGGAUGUACAAACCUCAUCUAGAAUGUUUCGAAACUCAUCUAUCCCCCAGUAUGACCCACCACGAAAAAUAGAGCAAGUGCGAACUCCGUCAUAUAAUGCCUCAAAAACUCAUUUAACUGUUCCCCAUAAAGUAGCAUCGUCAUCAAGAAUUAGAGAUGCACCGACUUCAUAUGCUGUUCCACAAAAUCUUGUUCCCCAAACAGUGACACCAAGGAGUAUGGGGCAUUCACAAACUUCGUCCACUGGCUUGCGAAAACCACCUUUUCCCCAACAUGAAGCUCCACAAAGAAAUGAACGUACUCAAACACUAUCAAACAUUUUUCAAACUACACUUAAUCCACAGAAGUCAACAAUGAAAAUGGAACAGGCAAAAACGGCACCACCCUAUGAUUUAUCGACUUCACAUACUUCAAGACAUGUUUCACCUCAAGGAAUGGAGCAUAGGACUAAGGCCUUACAAACUCCAAGCAUUUCAAAUCGUUUAGCAUCUGACAAAAAGAAUCCUCAUGAUAUUUCUUCAUCAAGUGUUAUUCGAAAUCAACAUACUUCCCAAAAUCAAAUAAAGAUGGAGAAUUCACACACUUUAUCAUCUAACAUUAUACGAAAGCUUCCAGUUUACCAGAAUGUUGCAGCACGAAAAAUGGAACCCCGACAAACUAAAAGUGCGCUAAUUUCAUCCACCAAUAUUGUUGAAAGCAUCCCUUUUCCCCUGCAAGAAACUAGACGAGUAAAGGAACCAAGGGGGAUAAGACAUGCUCAGACUUCGCCGUCUAAUGCGCUAUACACCUCACCUAUUCCGAAUUCUCUAACACCAGGAAGAGUAGAAUGGACUCAGAAAACGUCACCUAAUUCAUUAAUUAAUGGACGUCAGGAGAAUGUAGCACCAAAAGGAGUAGAAAAUGCGCAUAUAUCAAAUUCCAAUAUAUUGCUUAACUUGCUAGUCGACCAGCAAGAAUUACCACAAGGAAUGAAGAAUGCUCAAAUUUCAUCAGCUAAUAUCAUACGACACUUGCCUGUCGACCAACAAGUAUUACCACGAAGAAUGAAACAUAAACAAAUUUCAUCGGCUAAUAUCGUCCGAUACUUGCCAAUCGAUGAACGAGCACCACGGCGACAAAUGAGACACGUGCAAUUUUCAUCAUUCAGUAACGUGCAAAUUCCAAAUAUUCCCAAGCAGAUGAAAUCUCGAGAAAUUAAUAAUAUGCAAUUUUCACCACCAAAUACUUUAUCAAACGUGCCGGUCCGACAAGAAGCAAUUGCAAAAGAAAUUGCGGCUGUGCAAACUCCAUCUUCGCAAAAGAGAGCUAUUCAGACUAAGCAGCAACAGAAACGACAAGUUAUAUCCAAUUCGCAACUUGGGGAACAAGCCAACAGCAAAGUCCAAACUACUAGCCAUAGAAAGCAAAGAGGUUUGCCCAAAGCGCAACCAGUUCCUACAAUAAUUAAUGGUAAGAAAUAUAUGGUAAACCCGUUGUUUAUUGGUCUCCUAAAGAAUUACUUUGCAAACGCAGGCCUUGAUAUGAAAACAGGACAUUCUAAAAGCGCAAACGGAAAGAAGACUGCCCAAAAUGUGAAUAUGAUUGACAAGAAACAGAGAUUUCAAACGAAGUCUCAAGGAAAACGCAAUGAGAUAAAAAUGUCAGAUACUCAAACGAAUAAUGGAGGAGUGGGAAAGGGACAAAAUCCAUUUCCAACAAGAAAUGUAAUACAAGCACGGAUCCUCAACGAAUCGUCUGUGAACAAUCAAAAAACACAAACUCAAGACAUGAAAACUACCAGAAAAAUAGAUAUAGGUGCGCACCCUAGUACAAAAAUUCCCAAUGCUAGAUAUACCACUAAAGCAACUACUCAUCCAUACAGUUCAUCGUUAAGUAACGAUUAUUCAAAAAAGACCACCCAACCACACACGCCGUAUGUACACACUAUUCGUGUUACAAGUACAACCACAAAACCAACGACUGCGUGGAAUACAGCGAGAAUGAGAAGUACACCUCCACCUUCAUCCAUUCCCAAACCCUCACAACCACAAAGUGUGAUAAAAACUACUACACAUACAACCAUAAAACCGCCAUUACCAGUUACACAGACAACAACCACUGCACCUAAGAGGAGAAAGGCACUCUUGAUGCCCUUCAGGAAGAUGCCUGUAAAACAGAUGAUAACCCAACCUAUUACAAAACCAACACCAUAUCUUCCGACCCCAAUUAUUCACAGAAUCCCAAGCGCUUCCAAUGCUAAUAUAUCAACAACAUUAUCUCAGAAUCUCUCUACAAAUACUCCGAGGACAUUUACCAAAGAACCAACGAUACAUGCAAAGGAUGCUACCACUACACGUUCCACAUACCCUUCCAUGACCAAGGUAACGACAUAUGCACCUACAUUAACUUUCCAACCUUCUGGAGGGACACAGACUGUUAUUGAUACACCAUUAAAGCCGGAAACACAGCUUUCUAAUCCAUUCAAUGAUAGUUCAUCGAUUAAUAAUACAAGCUCUACGACGAAAGUCGUUCCUUCAGUAAAGACCACCACUCCCCCUGGGUCUACACCCAAAGGCAUUACCGUGGCAAAGAAUACCACUCUUUCUGGUUCAAACAAACUACGGACGCCGGAUCAAUUAUCUAAUCCUUCACAGAAGCAGACCCAAAAGAAGACAGAGCCAAAGGGAAAAAGAAAGGAACAGACAACUAGUCCCAUCGACAUUCCAAAGAAGAAACCCGUGAACGUACGACUUGGAUUCGAACUCAAUCAUUUUAGGCAUACUGAUAUGAAAUCUCAAAAGGAAAGUAAUAAACUGAUCGAUGGUGAAGGAGUAUUAUUUGGUGAUAUUUUUAGAUACAGUAAUGGAUUGCAUCCUUCCGGGAGGGUAGGAGUUCAUAAAGGUUUUGCUGGAUUCAACAACCGCGUAAACGACGUGGAAUUAUUAGUGUUGAGGUAGCUGCUCCUUUUGGUAUCAAUGCGCUAUAUGAUAUAUAGGACACAGAUGAUGAUGGGUUACGGUUUCACGGGAAAAGGUGGAAGAUUAAUUGUUUCUCUAUUGUUGAUGUGCCUCCGUGCAACUCCGUGUAAGCUUGUGCAGAUUCGUACUAAUAGAUAUCCAAUAAAUCAUUUAACUGUA